AUGAAGCUGGGAUUGUUCUUUGUAAUGGUGGUGCUUUUGCUUUUGUUACCUCUCGCUUCACCUCUCAGUGAUGAAGGCAAAGCAUUAAUGUCCAUCAAAGCAUCAUUCAGCAACGUGGCUAAUGUGCUGCUGGAUUGGGAUGACGUUCAUAACGACGAUUUUUGUUCAUGGCGAGGCGUGAGUUGUAGCAAUUUCAGCACUUCUGUCGCUGCGCUAAAUUUAUCGAGCCUGAACUUGGGGGGAGAAAUUUCGCCAGCAAUUAGAGAUUUGAAGAAUCUGCAAUCUCUUGACCUCCAGGGAAACAAUCUAACCGGUCAAAUUCCAGAUGAGAUUGGUUACUGUGUCUAUCUGAUGCAUUUGGAUUUAUCAAAUAACAUUUUGUAUGGAGACAUACCCUUCUCAAUCUCUAAGCUUAAGCAACUUGAUUUCUUGAACUUGAAGAAUAACCAGUUCACUGGUCCAAUCCCUUCUACGCUCACACAGAUUCCUAACCUUAAAACUCUUGAUCUUGCUCAAAACCAGCUUACGGGUGAGAUACCAAGAUUGAUAUACUGGAAUGAAGUACUUCAGUAUCUUGGUCUGCGUGGAAAUUCAUUAACUGGAUCAUUGUCCCCUGAUAUGUGCCAGCUCACUGGCCUCUGGUUCUUUGAUGUAAGGGGUAAUAACCUGACCGGAACUAUUCCUGAAAACAUUGGUAACUGUACAAGCUUUGAGAUCUUGGAUAUCUCCUACAAUCAGAUCACUGGAGAGAUUCCUUACAAUAUAGGGUUUCUACAAGUGGCUACUCUGUCUCUACAAGGAAAUCGGCUAACUGGAAAGAUUCCAGAGGUGAUAGGUUUAAUGCAAGCCCUUGCUGUACUGGAUUUAAGUGAAAAUGAACUAGUUGGACCAAUACCCUCAAUUUUAGGCAAUUUGUCUUACACCGGAAAGCUGUAUCUUCAUGGGAACAAGCUUACCGGAAGAAUACCACCUGAGCUGGGAAAUAUGACAAAACUGAGCUAUUUGCAACUAAAUGAGAAUCAAUUGAAUGGUGUAAUUCCUGCUGAACUUGGGAAAUUGGAACAACUUUUUGAGUUAAAUCUUGCAAAUAACAAUCUUGAAGGGCCCAUUCCCGAUAACAUCAGUUCUUGCACAGCAUUAAAUCAAUUGAACGUACAUGGUAAUCACUUAAAUGGUUCAAUUCCAUCUGGACUGAAACAUCUAGAGAGCCUCACGUAUUUGAAUCUUUCAUCCAACCAGUUUAUGGGCAGCAUACCAGUCGAGCUGGGGCAUAUCAUCAAUCUUGACACAUUGGAUCUAUCAAGCAAUGGUUUUACUGGACAAAUUCCUGCUUCUGUUGGAGAUUUGGAGCAUCUUCUAACUCUGAAUUUAAGUCACAACCAUCUUGAUGGCCAUAUUCCUGCCGAAUUCGGUACUCUAAAGAGCAUACAGGAAAUCGAUAUUUCAUUCAACACAUUGUGGGGCAGCAUCCCAGAAGAGUUGGGACAGCUGCAAAAUCUCGCCUCUCUCAUUCUAAAUGACAACAAUUUGAAUGGAAGAUUUCCCAACCAACUAACUAAUUGUUUGAGCCUUGACAAUCUGAAUAUUUCGUACAACAACUUUACCGGGGUUAUUCCACAGGGCAAAAACUUCUCGCGGUUUCCACCUGACAGCUUCAUUGGAAAUCCAUUAUUAUGUGGCAACUGGCCGGGUUCGAUAUGUGACCCCACUCCAAAAAUCAAGGCUAUGAUUUCCCAAACAGCUGUUGUUUGCGUUACAUUAGGCUUCAUUGCUUUGUUAUCCAUGAUAAUAGUUGCUGUUUACAAGUCCAACUUGCCAAACCAGUUUCUGAAAGAAUCCAAUCAUAGCAUUCAAGGUUCGCCAAAACUUGUUGCUCUUCACCUGGAUAUGUCAAUUUAUACGUACGAGGAUAUUAUGAGGCUCACUGAGAAUUUAAGCGAGAAAUACAUUAUAGGAUAUGGAGCUUCCAGCAUAGUGUACAAGUGCAUAUUGAAAAAUUCCAGAUCAAUUGCAAUUAAGCGACUUUACAGUCAGUAUCAAUGUAACUCUGGCGAGUUUGAGACUGAACUUGAGACAAUUGGCAGUAUCAGGCACAGAAACUUUGUGAGCUUGUAUGGAUACUUGCUUUCACCCCAGGGGAAUCUUCUCUUCUAUGAUUAUAUGGAAAAUGGAUCUCUAUGGGAUCUUCUUCACGAUCCAUCAAAAAAGGUAAAACUCGACUGGGAAACGCGCCUGAAAAUUGCUGUUGGAGCUGCGCAAGGACUUGCUUAUCUUCACCAUGAUUGCAACCCAAGAAUCAUUCAUAGGGAUGUAAAAUCCUCAAAUAUUCUGCUCGAUGAAAAUUUUGAAGCUCAUAUCUCUGAUUUCGGGAUCGCAAAAUGUAUACCCAAUGCAAAAACUCAUGCAUCUACCUAUGUUCUUGGAACGAUAGGCUAUAUAGACCCCGAGUAUGCCAGGACUUCCAGGCUAACUGAAAAAUCUGAUGUCUAUAGCUUUGGCAUUGUUCUUCUGGAGCUACUGACUGGAAAGAAGGCUGUGGAUAACGAUCUGAACCUGCAUCAACUGAUACUAUCGAAAGCAGAUGAUAACACGGUGAUGGAGACUGUGGAUCCCGAGGUUUCUGUUACCUGCAUGGACUCAGGUCACAUAAGGAAAACUUUUCAACUUGCUCUACUUUGCACGAGGCCUCAUCCAUUCGAAAGGCCAACGAUGCAUGAUGUUUCUCGGGUUCUUGUCUCCAUACUACCACCCCCUCCGGUGAAAACUUGCUCGGCUCCUCCAACAAGUAUCAACUAUGCACAGUUUGUGAUCGGAAAAGGACAGACCCAACUGCAAAUGCCUCCACAGCAACUCCAGCAAGACAACAAUUCUUCUGAUGCUCAAUGGUUUGUUAAAUUUGGAGAAGUUAUAUCGAAAACCAGUCUCUAA
Molecule: messenger RNA, 2928 nt
Organism: Fraxinus pennsylvanica
Lineage: Eukaryota; Viridiplantae; Streptophyta; Magnoliopsida; Lamiales; Oleaceae
Source: the annotation of a GenBank genome assembly